This is a messenger RNA of Aspergillus affinis, 5991 nucleotides long. Its product is annotated as NACHT domain protein. The transcript is spliced from 3 exons. Bases 1 to 5991 code for a protein of 1996 amino acids. Lineage: Eukaryota; Fungi; Ascomycota; Eurotiomycetes; Eurotiales; Aspergillaceae. Gene Ontology annotation, molecular function: protein binding. The record is from RefSeq and is a predicted model, not a curated record.
AUGUCUUCCUCGGCUAAGAUGGAGAACACUGCUGUCAACGGCGGCACCGGCUCGCCCCCCGUACUGCGGGAAACGCUGGAUCUUGUCUCCCAGGAGUGUCCCUCGCGCCUCGGAAUUUCUGCCAAGGAGGUUCAGGCCAAAUCUUUAACAGUUGAUGUCUUUUUCGAUGCCAUUGCCGCCGAAAGGCUUCGUCGCAUGCCGCCCGAUGGCAGUCGACUAGACGGUGCUCUCUGUCGGGCUUCUCGCCUGGCAUUUGCUGUUUCGUCUUUCAGAGACUCAGUCAAAGAUUUCCUUGACGGCGCAGAUGAGGCCGCAACGAUGAUCUGGGGAGCCACUCUGCUACUCCUUGAGAUCGGUAUGGACCGUAUCGAAACGUUAGAUAGUAUCUUUGGACAAUACGGUCGAGUGACUAUGGGUAUCUCACUCUUGCUACAACAAGAGAGCUACUUUCGCUCUUCUCGGUCUCUUCAACAAGAGGUGGCUGAAAUAUUCGCUCAUCUACUCCAAAUGAUCAUGCACAUCAGUAUGGAGUACCGCCAAGGGGUGCGUAAUCAAAACUGGCAGGCCGUAGGAGAGGCCGUGAAUGGUUCUUUCUUCUGUUAUUUCAACCGAUUCACCGUUCAUUGGCGCCGAAUAUCGCAAGCUGCAUUCUCAACCGGAGUGACGAAUAAAACCGUUGCCGAUUUUGCCUCCAUCUAUCAAUUUCUCGAGCUUCAGGACCGUCCACUGCAAAUGCUUCUUGACGGUCACAAUCAUUCUCUCACGGACGGCUCUUUUGCCUGGUUUGACCCCCAUCUGACCACAUUCACUCUGAGCCGCCGUAAUAUCAUGCUGGUGACCGGUCAUCCGGGCUCAGGAAAGAGUGCACUGGCCCAGUGGACUGUGGGAAAGCUCCAGGGUUCGCCGGAGUUUGACAUUUGGAGUGUCGUUCCCGUUGCAAUUCGAUCUGACGUGCCUAUUACCACGCUCACACUAAGCAUCCUAAAGAAUAUCCUCAUUCAGAUGCUUGAUCACUGUGUCAGUAGUAGGGAAACCCAAGAUCUGAUCUUGCCUGCGGUUACCAAGGCUCUCGAAUUGGCCGAAACGGGGGCCGCAGAUCCCCAGGUGGAGGAGCAAUUAUGGGUGGCCUUGCGGACGGCGCUUCAGUCAAACCUCCAUUUCUUGCUGGUGGUGGAUGGGAUUGAUCAGAUAAAAUAUCCCAAUGCUACAGUCAGCUCCUUCCUUCAUCGUCUGCAGGAAGCUGUCUCAGAACGUAAUUCGCCAUCCAAGUUGAUUACGUUCAGCCGUCCUUUAGCGAAGUCGCAGAUGCCGAUGCGAGACACCACCACGACCCACCAGCUCACAAUUAAUGCUUCUUUGACCGAACACGACCUGCAAGGCGCCGUGGAAGAUACGAUGGCUUCGGAUGCUGCCUUCUCCGGUCUGGACACACUCCAAACAAGAGCCCUGUCGACCUCAAUCGUUCCUCGGGCUCAAGGUUGUUUCGUCUGGGCACAGCUAGCCCUCGAACUUGCGCGACAUCGGUCUUCUUUCCCGGAAAUGGUAUCUGCUAUCAAGAAUGCUCCUAAGACACUGGGAGAUGUAAUCGACCGUCAUUUACAAGGCAUAAACCUCCACCGGAUGGGCAUUCAGAGUGUUCUUGCGUGGUUGACAGCAUCAGAGCGCCCCUUCCGUGUCCAGGAACUGGAGCAUUUACUAGCAGUUGAUGUCAAAUCUCUCAAAGUAGCUACGCGCACACCAAACAUUGACCGUGAUGUUCUGCAGCCGUUGACUCGUAUUACAUUGGUGCGGGACGGAUUUGUCUCCUUCCGACACCCUAUGAUCCGGGAGCACAUUCAGGCGCGAGCAAUAAUGAGUCAGGUGGUUCCGUUCACCCUAGCUGAAGCCCACUACGAUUUGUUGAUUCGCUCGCUGGCUUGGGUACGACGAUCGGUCUCUGACGAAGUGGCCGUCGCCUGGGAUAAAUUAGGCGUGAGUGCCCGCGAUCGAUACAUGGACGCCUACGAGCUGUUAGAAUAUACAUCUCGUUACUGGCUCUCUCACAUGUUGUCUUCCCCUAUCGCCACGUCCAAUCGCGAGUUGUCUUUCACUGGACCAUUCCGCCGAGCCAUGCCCACAUCGGUCAUUUUCGCUCAGCUAGAACUUACCAACCGUGAAUCACAAUUCAGCCGCUCGAGCAUCGUUGAGCUGUAUCGCCUAUCUGUUGUGGUCCGUCGUGGGGUUCUAGGCGAUGAUUCGCCUGCUCUUCUUCAGAGUCUCAUUCUAAGUGCUCGUGCAGCGGACCAGGCAAAAGCAACCUGGGCCAAUGACCACCUAUUCGAGGCAUGGACUCGAAGCCGUGCUCUCUAUGGCCCCACAGAUACCAUUAGUCGGGAUAUCGAACAGCUUUUAGUAUCUACACCGGAGGCCAAGGGCAAGGCGGAUCGUUCCGCUGGCCUGAAAACUGAGGCGCUACGAGACAUGACCUUGGCAAAUUGGGGCUCAUCUGAUAUCACGUUUGCUCAACGCUUGCAGUACUUGGAUCGUCUGGUGAAGCAUUAUAAGAGCAAGAAUCAGAACGAAUCGGCCUAUGACGUCUCAAAACAGUUCUACCGUCAAACCUUCCAGACUUAUGGAAUCCACUCGUCCGAGACCAUGCAGGCGGCUGAAUUCCUGGAGCACCAUUUUACAAUUACUCUCCCCGAUGAACUCGCACUGGAGCUUACUCGUGCUAAAUAUGAGAACACCGUACGGUCGAUGGAUGUGACUGACCCGCGUCGCAUUGCAGAAGGCCUCCGUCUGGCCCAGAUGUAUGAAGAGAGCAACCAGGCAGUCAAAGCUGAGGGAGUCUUGACCCGGCUAUGGUCGGGGCUCUCAGCUCGUGACAUCGAUCCAGUAAACUCGUGGGACCAAAGAACCAGAGUCGCGUUUUAUUUCUCGCAGUUUCUGCGGCGCCAGAGUCGUCCCGAUGAAUCAACUGCUAUACUGCGUGAACUCUCAGCGGAGUUGGAAGAGGAUGGCGGUGUCAAGUCCCCUGAGAUGGUUGAGCGCGCAGAGGAGCUCCGGGUGGAAGCGCGAGAGAUGGGUCUUGUCGACAUGGACCGUGCCCUAGCUUUGCAGGUAUGGAAAUAUUAUUAUGCGACAGGUCAGCAGUACUCGCCUGAGGCUGUACAACUCGCUGAAGGUCUUGCCAACGACCUCAUUCCUACCAAGGCAAUGGUCGAGAGCACGGGCAUCCUUUCCCCUGAAGAGACCAUUCUGCUACCGAGCCUUAUUGAUUCGAUUGCGUCGGCCGGCACCAACCAACGAACGCUACCCCUUCUGGGGUUAUGUCAUCACCUUGCGACGCAACACAUUCGUGCGGAAGAAUGGUCGGAGGGCAGCAAGUCUGCUUUGGCGGUCUUGAAGCACGCAUGGCCCACUGUUGAAGACCCACAGUCCACGGCCAAGUUCCACUCAAACGAGGCCCCCACGAUGGCCAACCUCGCCUUGGAUCAUGCCUACUGUCUCUUCCGGCGAUUGCAUGUACAGACUGCCUCUGUGGUUUAUGGUAAUGCCUUCAAGGCCUCCAUCACCGCGGACCAGGUUGCUGUUCCAUCGGUAACCACGGUUGUGAAGACUGUGGUGGAAUUCUACGAGACGACCUUCCAGUUCGAAAAGGCACUUGUUCUGUUGCACCAAGUCAGUGACUUCUUUGCCUCGCGUCUUGGCCAACAUGACAAACACACUAUCGACUCCCGCUACUACGAAGGCGAUCUGGCCUUACGCUUGGGUCGUCGUAGCGAGGCCGAGGACAGCUAUCGCCACAUUUAUACCGCCUGUAUUCGUGACGGUAAGAUUAGUUCUUCUGGGGUACGCGCUUCUGUUGCGCUUGUCGCGCUGUAUGAGCAGAAUCAAAAAUGGGACGCGGCUCUCGAAGUCUACCGUCAUCUGUGGCCAACGCUGGUGCGAUUUGACGAGAGGGAUGGCUACGACCGUGCGUUGCUGGAGGGUCUACUCCCGAAAACCUACGCCGGAUACAUGGCCAUCUUGAACCAUGCGACUAUUCAGGGGACUGUUGCCGAGCGCUACCAGGUCGCUUCACAACACCAACAGCUAUGCCGCAAGCUCUAUGGUGCUACCAACCCACGGACGCGAGAUGCAUCUCUCACUUUGGCCGCCCUAUGUGCCAACAGCGCACGUCACAAUGAGGCCCUUAACCUCUAUCAGCAGGUGCUCAACACUAAUGAUUGGGUCUCUUCGUCUGAGGUCUCUCGCGGGUUGCCCGAUAUGUCCGAGCCCUUGCCCAUCAGCAUCAAGCAUCAAAUGGCCCAGCUCUAUAUCAAACAAAAUAACACAUCAAGGGAUGCGUACUCCUUGUAUAACGAGGAAUUGACUCUGGCUAAACAGCAGCAAGGACUAUCCGCCCCGAACACGCUCUUGUGGCUGCACGCAAUCGCUAACAUGCAUGCCAAGCAAGGCAGUGUUGAAUCCCGUGAACAAGGAGCUGCACUUCUUCGGGAGCACGUUGAUGAAGUUGUCCAUGUCACUACAAACCAUGAUACUCUGGUCGAACGCGCCCACCGAUUGGCUGAGAUUUAUCUGGAAUGUGGCUAUAUUGAGGAGGGUAACCAGAUAAUCAAUGACAUGCGUCAGCAGGUUGUUCAUGAGACUCCAGCUGCUCAACGACAAUCCUUGGUUGAGUACCGACCCGCCGUUUUCGUGGCUUCCUUUGAAGAGGUGUUUGGCAAACGUCAGACUUCGCACCAGAUCCUUAGUGAAUUGUCUCGCGAAGGCCAGGUAUACAACGCUUUCCAGCAGAGCCUAGCCAGUCAUGAUCUAGUGCCCACGUUGGCGGCCGGCGACAAGUUGCAUCGCCUGCAGGUCGACCAGAAACGAACAGCCGCAGCUCAGAGCACUCGCGAUAAACUCUAUGAGUACUUUUGCAACAGUCUGUCCGUCGCCUCGCAGCAACGAAAGAAGGACUCUGUUCACCAGUUCUACAAUGUCUGCUGGCGGGAGUCAACACACAGUGACUACAAUAUUAACAUCGUAACAUCGACGGCCACUAUGGUGCGGGAUCUUUGCAACCGUUCGCAGUUUCAAGACGCUGCGUAUGUGACGGGCGUCUUUCAUUCCUUCGUGCAUUUGACGGAGGGACUGCAAACUCCCGAAAGCAUUUUUACAGCCAUCAAAAUUUGUCUCUACCUGAAUGGCUAUCAGACAAGCAAGUGUUCGGACGAUACAAUCUCGGCAAACAUGGCUCUAGAGUCGCAAAUGUUGCUUCAGGAAAUAAUGUCCAACGCUAAAGAGCAGCCUUUAGAGUUCUCGGAGCUACCGUUCUCGGAAUUGAAUGACCUCGUUACCGUUCUGGGCGAGCAUGAAAUGUUUGAGGAUCUCGAGACUAUUCUCACCGACCUAUGGACCUCCCGUGUUGUGCAAAAGACCUGGUCGCUGCCGGUGGUCGUAUGGAUCGGUCGACGGCUGGUUGAAACCCGAUUCUGCCGAGGUCAGGUGGCUUCAGCAACGCAGUUGGGCAAGGAUAUCUGUUACAAUCUGCGCCAGGUGUGGGGCAACUGCGAUACGGUCACAUUGGAGAUGAAUAAGUUGUUGUCGGGCCUAUACACGGCAUCGGGAAAUCAUCUGGCGGCGGCCGCGCUCCACGAGGCUGCGCUAGCUGAGCUGCUCAACAGCGACGAGACCCAUGCCGAGUCCGUGGAUGCCGUAACCCAGCACCUUGAACUUCUUCAACAUGCACAGGCCCGACUGUCAAAGGACGGUCAAAGCGGCGCAGUUGAUGCAACAGCCGCUCAAGAGCGUGUGCAGCAGAUUGCGACCAAGUUCGGAUUAUCCACCUCCCAGCUUGAGGCAGCCGAGGCAGACGAGAGCCUCGGGAUGUGGCAGCGACCCCGACGGUUUAGCUUGGACGUGGAGGGGCCGACAACGCACCAGAAUCACCUGCGACAGUCCAGCGGAUCGGCCUUGCUCAAUGGCAACGCGGGCGCUAAGCGCAUUUCCAUUAGUGCUUUGUGA